Molecule: messenger RNA, 1289 nt
Organism: Carassius carassius (crucian carp)
Lineage: Eukaryota; Metazoa; Chordata; Actinopteri; Cypriniformes; Cyprinidae
Product: sushi, nidogen and EGF-like domain-containing protein 1
Exons: 9
Coding region: 354-1289 (311 amino acids)
Biological process (GO): cell-matrix adhesion
Source: RefSeq, a predicted model, not a curated record
UCCAGAUGACUAAGAAUUUUACUGGUUUGGUCCCAUAACAGGUGCAUAACCAUGGGUAUUUGUUUUUUAAUGAGCUGAUUUACCAGUUGCAUCCCUAUUAUUUUCCUGCAUCUGUGGACAUCAUCGCUCCACUAUGGACAUAUAUUGCAAUUACCAAUCAAGGAACAAUCUCUUACCGACAAGUUACAGAUUCUCAUCUCUUGAAUCGGGCCUCAAAAGACAUAAAUCAAUAUUAUCCCAACUUGAACUUCUCUGCCUCAUGGGUUUUCAUUGCUACGUGGGAUAAAGUAUCGCUUUAUGGAUACAGGCGGACAGAGUCAACUUUUCAAGCCGUUCUGGUGUCUGGCAAAAACAUGUCAUUUACACUAAUGCAUUAUGGUCAUAUUGCCCCAACAUAUGAAUUUAAGUCUAGCUGUGACACAAUUGAUUCAACUGAUUUAUUUUCGAUUCCUGUCUAUGAUGCCACAAAACUGCCAUUCACAAGCAAUGUCAACAUCAUGGGUCGAUGGGUAUUUCGAACUGACAAAACAUCAGAAAUCAAUGGACUCUUCUAUCCAUUUAGGAAUGGGAACAAACUAAACCUUCAACAUUAUGAAUUUUCAGAGCUCAAUUUGCAGACACCAUUUUCUUACUUUGGGCUCACAUACAAAACUGUUAAUGUUUACAAAAAUGGAUUUCUUACUUUCAACCGACCAUUGUUUCCUUCAAGUCCCCCUACUCUUCCUGCAAAUAUAGACAUUGUUGCUCCACUAUGGACAGAUAUUGAUAACAGUGACAUUUACGUUCAAGAAUUCAAAGGUGUCCGAGUACUACAGCGAGUAACAAAUGAUAUACGUCAAUAUUUUCCUAAUACAAAUUUCACUGCUGACUCCGUUUUUGUUUGUACUUGGGAAAAUGUGACAUAUGUCAACACUUCAGCUCAGUAUUCCUCUUUUCAAGUACUGCUGAUUUCUGGUUCUGGAUUGUCAUUUAUUGUAUUUAAUUAUGGCAGUAUUCCUCAAACUACACUUACUGCAAUGGCUGGAUAUGACAUUGCUGAUUCCAGCAUUUAUUAUACAAUUACUGUGUCUAACGUCACUAACCUGACCAACUCCACAAAUGUCAAUGUUAAGGGCCGUUGGGCUUUUCGUACUUUGCCAAUAGAACAUGGUCUUUUUUAUCCAGUUGGCUAUCAGGACUCUCUGAAUCCCUGUCAAAGUAAUCCAAGCUCACCAACCCUGCAUUUGCAGAAUCCUUUCUUGUACUUUGGACGCAAAUAUCACAAUAUAUAUUCAUGUUGCUUCAGUUAA